AUGGAGUCGGGAGACGUUACUGGUGCAAAUAUAUCCUGUGCAAAAGUAUAGUACUCGUAUUACAAUCAUGCAUUACAAAUCUUUUUCUCGAGGUAAAUCAACAUUACAGAUUUUCUCUCUCAUGCGGAGGAAAUUUGUAAUGCAUUUAUACGAGUACGAUGCUUUUGCAGUUCAUAAAAUAAUACUGGAGGCAGAGGCGCCGGCACUAGUUCAUCCCCAACAGUUGUAGUGGAUUUUGCCGCGCUGCGCAAAAAGACCGCCUUGGAGGAACAGGCAGACGGAGACAAUGACGCAUAUGGCGCUCUCAACGAACGUUACAUUCUCAACUGUUACAUGGAUUUGUAAUGCUAAAACAGCAAAAGCGAAAGCGGGAAGAUUGCGCGUUUUGCACUACAAAUCUGGAACGGAUUGUUCCCGUGCUGUUUAGCCCUUCGAGAAUUUGCCAUGCGAGAAGACCUUGAUUGUAUGGCUGCUUGUGGCAGUUUUGCAUUAUAAAGAGCUGAGCGUGAGCACGUAACGUUUGAGAACCCCAUAAUGCAGAUGAACUAAGCGCAGCUACAACAUCUUCCUCGACGGCCGUACCCGCAACUACAACCACGACAACAACCAGCACGACGACCACUACAACAACCACACGUUGUGAUAACGUGAUGCGUAGUACUUCGAGGUCAACAUCCACACUUGUGAUCACGAGCUGCGACGGUGUUUUUACAAUCAUGCUGUGCACCGCCACGACGACGAGGACAUCCAGCUGCAUCAUGUACUAA
Molecule: messenger RNA, 767 nt
Organism: Amoebophrya sp. A120
Lineage: Eukaryota; Dinophyceae; Syndiniales; Amoebophryaceae
Source: the annotation of a GenBank genome assembly